Staurois parvus is the source of this 414-nucleotide messenger RNA. NCBI's taxonomy places the organism in Eukaryota, Metazoa, Chordata, Amphibia, Anura, Ranidae. The record is from the annotation of a GenBank genome assembly.
CUCAAUUUGCGUGGGCACGAGAACCUAAAUGGACUCCCGUGCCCCAGGACAAGCAGGGUAGAAGUCCCUGCUCUACUUGGGAAAUCUCAGCCUGCACGGGAACGGAAUGGAGGUUCCCAGUACGGUUCGGAUUUCCAGUGCGGACAGCGUGCUAUUAGAAUUAAUGGCACCCGCCUGCAGGUCCUGCAUUCUUCUGUGCGGGUGGUGCAGCUGCAGGUAUUUGUGCGGGUCCCGCAUUCCUCUGUGUGGGUGGUGCAGCUGCAGGUAUUUGUGCGGGUCCCGCAUUCCUCUGUGUGGGUGGUGCAGCUGCAGGUAUUUGUGCGGGUCCCGCAUUCCUCUGUGUGGGUGGUGCAGCUGCAGGUAUUUGUGCGGGUCCCGCAGAGGCACAACCCGCACAGAUGUGAACCAACUUUA